AUGGCACUCCUGCAAUCACUACUUCACUUUACCAAUUUUAAGAAUCCCUUGCUGCGAACGCUGGUACCUUCCGUCUCUACCGCCUAUGCAAUACAACUGGUUUUUGCCGUCCCCUCAAUCAUUGCCCAGAAUGAACACUUUUAUGACUUCUCUGGAUCUUUGACCUUCCUGUCGGUCACCGCUCUGAGCCUCUACCUACCAUCUCUUCGUGCCAAGUACUCGUCCACGACUACGAAUGCCUCAGCCGUACUUCCCAGCCUGCUAGCGCCCUUCGUCAACCCUAGCGGCGCAGGAGCUCUGAACUGGAGACAAGUCAUGCUCAGUGGUGCUGUUAUGUUCUGGGCCGUUAGACUGGGAUCCUAUCUCUUCCAGCGCAUCCUGCAAGAGGGCAAAGAUUCGCGCUUCGAUGAAAUAAAAAAGUCGCCAACUAGGUUUGCGGUAGCCUUUUUCGCCCAGGCGACCUGGGUUUCUCUGUGUCUACUUCCUGUCAUCACCCUAAACUCUGUACCUGGAGUGGCGUUUGCCGCUCUGCCCUCGAUCAAGGCCUCUGAUGUUCUCGGCUUGCUCGCCUACUUUGGUGGGUUUGCAUUCGAAAUCACAGCUGACCGGCAAAAGAGUAAAUGGUUACGCGAAAGACGAGAGAAGGCUCACGAUGAGCAGUUUAUGACCCGAGGACUCUGGAGCGUCAGCCAAUAUCCCAACUACUUUGGAGAGAUUUCCCUCUGGGCCGGUAUUGCUACCGCUGCUGCCGGCGUCCUGGUAACACGGCCAAUCCAGACGGCUCUCGGUCUAUCUGGUGGCGUUGCUGGGCCACUGCUCACCACGGCCAUGUCCUAUGUGAGCCCUGCCUUUGUUUCUCUUCUUUUGCUCAAAGUUUCGGGUGUGCCAAUGAGCGAAAGCAAAUACGACAAACGCUAUGGUGACCGCAAGGAUUAUCAAGAGUGGAAGAAGAACACGCCCAAACUGGUCCCCAAGAUAUUUUAG
This is a messenger RNA of Colletotrichum truncatum, 984 nucleotides long. RefSeq lists its product as uncharacterized. Lineage: Eukaryota; Fungi; Ascomycota; Sordariomycetes; Glomerellales; Glomerellaceae. Gene Ontology annotation, cellular component: membrane. Gene Ontology annotation, molecular function: oxidoreductase activity, acting on the CH-CH group of donors. The record is from RefSeq and is a predicted model, not a curated record. Gene Ontology annotation, biological process: lipid metabolic process.